AUGCUCCUCAGCCGCACGAAUCUCCUCGUCCCGCUCAUCCUCUCCCCUCGAUCAAUCCUCAUCACAGCCUCUACCGGUCUUCACGCGGCCUCCGUCCCAGCCCAUCAUCAGCAUUUCAAAAUGUCGUCAUCUACCUCGGAAAGCACCAAGCAGUUCGCUGUCGGCGGUGAAACCGAUCACGGUAUCAAGUUGGAGGGCAAGAAGGCCCAAGUGGUACAGGACGUCCUUGAUGUAAGCUCAGUGGCCCACGAAUCAUGCACGAGCCGUCGGCCAUGCUUAGACCGCUGAUGAGCCUCUUUCCCGGGGCCACACAUAGCUGUUCUCGGCCAAGUUUAGCAAAGAAAUUCUCGACCGAUCCUGGGCCAAGAGUAAGUUACAUCAAUUAUUUUCGUGCUCAACGUCCUGUCAUACUAAGUUGCCCUCCUAUUGAUCUCCCUUUCCUCAAAAUUUGUAGACGCAAUCUUCGCCGAUCCAAUCGCAUACGCCGAGGGCUACGAUCAAUACAGCGCGCAGUGGGCCGGAAUGAAUAUCUUCAAAUCGUCCGAGACGCUUGCAUGGAAGGUGACCAAGAACGAACCCCCGAUCCUCCAGUACGAGCUGCGACAACGCUACGUCCUCCCCGUAACGGGCCAGGAGAAGAUCAUGAACUCGCUGGUCCACAUCGAGCUCGAUCGUGAUGACAAGAUUGUCAAGCUCGAGGAUCGAUGGGAUGGCAAGGCGUUGCCGCAAGGGAGGGUCGCUAAAGCGUUGAGGGACUUCAGUGCGACAUACAUUGUACCCACUAUGGUGAAUGUUGAUAAGGUUGACAAGGAGAACAAGGCCAAGCAAUGA
Messenger RNA from Microbotryum saponariae, 831 nucleotides. The record is from the annotation of a GenBank genome assembly. NCBI's taxonomy places the organism in Eukaryota, Fungi, Basidiomycota, Microbotryomycetes, Microbotryales, Microbotryaceae.